This is a messenger RNA of Anopheles marshallii, 540 nucleotides long. RefSeq names its product J domain-containing protein (gene jdp). The transcript has 3 exons. Bases 1 to 540 code for a protein of 179 amino acids. The record is from RefSeq and is a predicted model, not a curated record. Lineage: Eukaryota; Metazoa; Arthropoda; Insecta; Diptera; Culicidae. Gene Ontology annotation, cellular component: cytoplasm.
AUGAGCGGUGUCGACGACAUUCUGACGUACAAGCGCGACUCCAAGGAGGAUCUUUAUGCGCUGCUUAACUGCAGCGAAACCUCAACGGUCGACCAAAUCCAGGCCGAGUUUAAAAUACUCGCACUGCAGUACCAUCCGGACAAGAACGAUGGUGACAAGGAGUCGGAGGCAAAGUUCCAGCAGCUGAAGGAGGCGAAGGAGAUCCUGUGCGAUCCGGAGAAGCGUGCGAGCUACGACAAAUGGCGCAACAGUGGCAUCCAGAUCAGCUACAAAAACUGGCUCGGCAUGAAGGAGCACGUCCAGCAGAGCAUGCACUGGGCGAUCCCGAAAACGAAGGACCGGAUGCUGCCGGAGGGUGGCGCCACCGGUGGGGGCGCUGGUUCCGGUACCGGUUCGGGGCUGAGUGCCGCCCAACCGAACCCGGCCCAUCGGCGCGCCUCGGAGGGCGGUGCGGCCCUGUACUACGGUGGGCGGAAGGGUGAGUGGGGUUCUGAAAAUUCGAGCGAAGUCGUCAGCAAGUUCCGCAACUACGAGAUUUAA